Molecule: messenger RNA, 2291 nt
Organism: Sinocyclocheilus grahami
Lineage: Eukaryota; Metazoa; Chordata; Actinopteri; Cypriniformes; Cyprinidae
Product: angiopoietin-related protein 7-like
Exons: 10
Coding region: 583-1860 (425 amino acids)
Biological process (GO): fibrinolysis; blood coagulation, common pathway; blood coagulation
Cellular component (GO): fibrinogen complex
Molecular function (GO): protein-macromolecule adaptor activity; extracellular matrix structural constituent
Source: RefSeq, a predicted model, not a curated record
AGGAAGGACAGAGCAUCUGAAAACACGAAACAAGACAAGAUCAGUUCUUUCAUCCCUCAGAGUCGCUCAGACUGUCCUCACACAAUGAUGCCGUGUGAGCAGGUCACUUACAGUUACGAGAAACGGAUGUCUCUUCAGAACUUUGACUGUUCAGGAUGCUUCUAAAGAAGAGAAGUGAACUUGGAGACUUGUAUCUACUCUCCUCAUUCAUUGGUGCGUGGCAACCCCUCGAGGCUGGAAGAUGAUCAGGAAUCCAAUUAUACAGGAUAAGGAUAAGAUGCCCACCGUAUCAGCCAUCCUGCGACACAUAAGGUGUAGAAAGAGAGAGCGAGAGCGAGGAUGGCAGCAUGCGUCUGUAUUUCCCCAGAAGACAAACAAGACGUCUCCGACCACUGAAACAGGUGAAUUGCAUCGGAAAAGGUGAUGACUGAGUCUGGACAGUGACUCUGACACAUCUACAGUGUUUCUGUGUGACAAGCUCUCCUCAAGACUUGAGACUGGAGGUCAGACAGCGUGUACCCUGGCAGUCUCCCCCAGGGUCCUUCCAACAAGGUGGGAAGGGGGGUCAGCCGAAGCGAUCACAUGGAGGGCAGGCCUCUCUCGCCCCUCUUGCUGGCCGUACUGUUUCUGGCAACAGGUGCGAGCGAUGAUGACCGCUCACUGCACACGCAUCAGGUCAGUACGGCUCAGUGUGGAGAAUACAGCAAUCAGGUCCUGGAGGACGGCAUGUGUCGACUCAUGGCCACGUUACCCCAGCUGGACGACCAGCGCUGCCCAGACAUGUUCCGCUGUACGGAUGAAGUUUCAUACUGGCUUCAUGAGAACGAGGAACGCAAACAACAGAUUCUGGCCCUGCGGGAGACAGUGUCCGAACUUCAGGAGGAGCUUCGCAACCAUCGUCAUCGAGUCAAAGUCUUAGAACUCCAGAGUGAAGAGAAGAACCGUAAUAAUUCAUCUAUUGAGCAGCGCUUGCAUGAGCUGGAAGAUCAUUACGCCGAGGCCACGACCUUGUUGCACAUCCAGGGCUCAUUGAUCUAUGACCUCCAGGCACAGAUUCAGAACCUUUCCCUGCUGGUGGAAAAAGUCAGACGUAACCCGGGCUGCAUGAUCAACAUAGUCCGCACCAGCCCAAUGCUCAGUGCACAGGAAGCCCUGCAUCCUGAGGUGCAGCAUGUCAGGAACUGCCCCAUCGACUGUGCCUCCAUCUACUAUAACGGAGUGCGUCGCUCUGGGAUCUACAGUGUGGUACCCUCACUAGGGGCCAUGCCAGUGGAAGUCUACUGUGAUAUGGACACAGACGGUGGUGGCUGGACUGUGAUCCAGCGUAGGCAAGAUGGCUCAGUGAACUUUGACCGCAGCUGGAAGGAGUAUAAAGAGGGAUUUGGAGACCUGCACACCGAAUACUGGCUGGGAAAUGAACACAUCCAUGACCUGAGCAGUCAGGGAGACUACAUGCUCCGUAUUGACCUGGAGGACUGGAGCGGGAAACACAAACACGCUGUUUAUCAGAGUUUCAGUGUGGAGGACGAGAGCACUCAGUACCGUCUGCAUGUGUCGGGCUUUAGCGGGACAGUGGAGGACUCCUUCAGCUGGUAUCAUGACAAGCAGAGCUUCAGCACACCUGACACGGGCAACAUCUGUGCCGAGAUCUCACACGCUGGGUGGUGGUACAACCAGUGUUUCUAUGCAAACCUCAACGGCAUCUACUACAAGGGCGGCCGCUACUCGCUGAAGGGGAAGAACCCACUUGGUCCGGACGGUAUCGUGUGGUACACAUGGAAAGAUUCGGAUUAUUACUCUCUGAGGAAGGUCAGCAUGAUGAUCCGACCCAGAAUCUUCAGACAGCAUCUGUCACCCUGAAUCAGGCUCGACCAAUGAGCUCGGGUCCAUACGUCAACCAGCCAAUCACAGUUCUCAGAGCCACUGCGAAGCAGGAUGGAUGGAUCCUUCCAUAGUGAAACAGAGGAAAAUCUGUGUAUGGGCUGAAUGUCUUGUCCAGACAGUGAAACCAUUUAAGGUUUAUACCAAAGACUAGAGAAGGACAGCUCUUGAGACAGCCAGUGUUUGCCAUUCAGCGAGUCUAAUGUGUGUUACAUGCCUAUAUUUUCUGUACCCAUGGUUUUAAGAUGAAAACUUAUUUUAUAAAUGUGUAUUAAAAGUAGAUUUAGUUUCUGUAGCCCCCCCAAAACCCUAAAUAGCAACAAACACCACUAUUUUCCUGAUCAAGAGGAUCAUUGCAUGAGUACAUUAGUGAUUCCUUAUUGCAUUUAAUCAAAUAUACACAAUUGUUC